AUGGAGGACGAGGAGAGGCAAAGGAAGCUGGCGGCUGGCAAGGCGAAGCUUGCUCGGUUUCGACAAAGAAAAGCCCAGUGUGAUGGGGACAUUCCGAAGAAACAGAAGAAGAAAAGAACGUCAAGCUCCAAACAAGACUUAAGCUUACAUAGUGAUCCACAGAGCCAUGAGAUCUGUUUGGAAAGUUCUCAGAGGGUAGAGUCAGCGGGGAAUCCUGAUUCCUCCAGUGCAGGAAUAACAAAGCACGGCCAGGCCUUCUCUGCUGAACCUGAAAGUGAAAUUUCAACCACUGCCGAUGAAUGUAGCUCUGAGAUUAAUGGCUGCAAUUCUGUGACGAAACCAGGGAAGCCUACAGAUACCUUCAGGGAAGAAGAAUUUUCAAUUGAUGAUUCUUACUCUGAAGAAGGCGCUCAGUCCAGUCAGACCUGUCUUCAGAUGGUGGAAAGUGAGCUGGCUGAGAAGCAGCAUGAUACUGAAGAACUGACUCCGGAGUUGGAAGCGAUGAGGACCAGCUUUGGGACCGAAGGGCUGAAGCAGUUACAAGAGUUUGAAGCUGCCAUUAAGCAGAGAGAUGGCAUCAUAACUCAGCUCACUGCUAACUUGCAGCAAGCAAGAAAAGAAAAGGAUGACACAAUGAUAGAGUUUUUAGAGUUGACAGAACAGAGUCAAAAGCUGCAGAUUCAAUUCCAGCACUUACAGGCUAAUGAAACUCUGCAAAACAGCACUCUUAGUCGGACUGCCACAGAUUUACUGCAGGCCAAACGACAAAUCUUUACUCAACAGCAACAGCUGCAAGACUAUGAGAAAAAGGAGGAGGACUUGCAAGCGCAGAUUUCUGUUUUACAAGAGAAAAUUAGAGUGUUUGAAAUGGAAAAAGACAGAAAAGUAGAAAACUUAAAUACAAAAGAAAUACAGGAAAAGCAGGCAAUCAUUGAUGAGUUGAACACAAGAGUACUAGAAGAAGAGAAGAAAACCGCCGAGUUAAAGAAUAAAGUAACAACUGCUGAUGAAUUACUAGGACAGUUACAAGGACAGGUUACAGAGAAGGAUCAGGAGAUCAAAAGCCUGAAGCUAGAACUGGUCAACUCUCAGCAAAACGAGCGAAAGUGUUCGGAGGAAAUCAAAGAGCUAAUGAGGACAGUUGAAGAACUCCAGAAGAGAAACCUUAAAGAUAGCCAGCUGGAAACCGGCACCGUGCAAAGGAUGGAACAGGAAACACAACGGAAAUUAAGCCACCUCCAAGCAGAGCUGGAUGAGAUGUAUGGGAAGCAAAUAGUGCAAAUGAAACAAGAGCUAAUAAAACAGCACAUGUCUCAGAUAGAGGAGCUCAAAUCCCAACAUAAGAGAGAGAUUGAGAGCACCGUCAAGUCAGAUGCAAACACUACGGUCAGUAAGGAACAAGUGAAUGUAAUGAAUGCGGCCAUCAAUGAACUCAAUGUAAGAUUACAGGAUACUCAUGCUCAAAAGGAGAAACUCAAGGGAGAGCUUGGAGUAGUUCUGGGAGAAAACUCCGCUCUGCAGAGUCAGUCUAAAGACCUCUUAGAAGAGGUAAGGUUUUUAAGAGAGCAAGUUCAGAAAGCUAGACAGACAAUAGCGGAGCAAGAAAACAGACUGAGCGCUGCACGCAAGUCCCUGAGCACUGUGGAAGACUUAAAAGCUGAGAUCGUUGCUGCCUCCGAAUCUAGAAAGGAACUCGAAGUCAAGCACGAAGCUGAGGUUACAAACUACAAAAUAAAACUUGAAAUGCUAGAAAAAGAAAAAAAUGCUGUGCUAGACAGAAUGGCGGAAUCCCAAGAGGCCGAACUAGAGAGGUUGAGGACACAGCUCCUCUUCAGUCACGAAGAAGAACUGUCUAAACUAAAAGAAGAUCUAGAAGUUGAGCAUCGAAUAAAUAUUGAAAAACUUAAAGAUAAUUUGGGCAUUCACUACAAGCAGCAGAUAGACGGCUUACAAAAUGAACUGAACAGGAAGGUGGAGAGUAUGCAGGUGGAGACAGACAACCUCAUCACGCAGCAGAAUCAGUUAAUUCUGGAGAAUUCAAAGCUAAGAGAUUUGCAAGAAUCCCUUGUUAAUUCAAAGUCAGAAGAAAUGAAUCUUCAGAUCAAUGAGCUGCAAAAAGAGAUCGAAAUCCUCAGACGAGAAGAAAAGGAAAAAGGUACCCUUGAACAGGAAGUUCAGGAGUUACAACUUAAAACUGAGCGACUAGAGAAACAACUGAAGGAGAAGGAAGAUGACCUUCAAGAAAAAUGUGCGCAGCUGGAUGCAGAGAACAGCCUCCUAAAAGAUGAGAAGAAAGUCCUGGAAGACAUGUUGAAAAUGUACACCCCGUCAGACCAAGAGGGAAGAUUAAUUGCCGUAGACCCUAGCUCAUGCAAGUCGGAGGAAGACGCGAGGUGGCAGAAAGAAGCAGAGAUGCUCAGGAAGGAGAACGAGGACCUUAAACAACAGUGCCUUCAUCUAAAUGAGGAGAUGGAGAAGCAAAAGAACACAUUUGCGUUUGCUGAAAAGAACUUUGAAGUUAACUAUCAGGAGUUACAGAGGGAGUAUUCUUGUCUUCUCAAGAUAAGAGACGACUUAGAAGACACACAGACCAAGCAGGCCUUGGAGUAUGAAAGUAAGCUGAGAGCGUUGGAGGAAGAGCUCCGCCUGCCCAGAGGAAGUCCAGCCGUGCCAGAGGGGAGGAUUUCUGGAUUUUCUACCGACAGAGCUUUCCCAUCUGAACCUCUGGAAGUCUGCGAAGUUGUAGAAAAAGAUACAACAGAGCUUAUGGAGAAGCUGGAAAUAACCAAGAGAGAAAAGUUGGAGCUCUCAGAGAAAGUCUCUGGUCUUUCUGAACAACUAAAGCAGACACAUGGUACAAUUGAUUCUCUGAAUGCGGAGGUUAGAGCCUUAAAGCAAGAGAAGGAACAGCUUUUACUGAAAUGUGGAGAUCUGGAGCUUCUCACUAACCCUGAUGGACCAGAAAAUGCAGCUGUCUGCCCUGCACAGAGGCGUUCUUACCAACCUGGGCUUGUAAUGGGGAUGGUCACUGAGUCUCAGGGAUCUGUUUCUAAAAUCAGUGAAGCGUUGGCAGAAGAAUCAAAUCCAAUGACAGAAGGUAAAAUUCCCUUUAAAGAAAGUGGGAGAGAGCAGUUGCUUUUGUCAACAAGAACAAAAAAACCAUCGAGUGCAGCAGCUGAACCAUGUGAAAGUGAGAAACUCCAGCAAGAGCUUCAUGCCCUCAGAGCCGAGCAGGAUGAUUUAAGGCUGCAGAUGGAAGCCCAGCGCAUCUGCCUCUUUGUGGUUUAUUCCACUCAUGCGGAUCAGGUCCGUGCGUACAUGGAAAAGGAAAGGGAGCAAGCUCUGUGCAGCCUUAAGGACGAGCUUGUCUCCGCUCAACAGAAAAAGAUCGAAGAACUUCAUAGAAUACACCAGGGCCAGCUCCAGAAUGCUAAAAUACAGGAGACAGGUGAUGAGCCUUUACAGGUGCUCGUUGAACGACUUCAAAAGGCAGUGUCUGAGAAAUGCUUUCACAUUUCAAAGACCCUAAACAAUGUUUUCGAUGAAUGCUAUACUCCUUUAAAAUGUGAAAUGAAUAUAGAAGAGAAAGAGAAUUCUGGUGUUUACACUUCUCAAAAUCAAAGCCCAGAAUUACAAGAGUAUAGCUACGAAGUUCAAGACUUUCAAGAAAACAUGCAAAUCCUUCUUGGUAAAGUAACAGAAGAAUGCAGCAAGCUCUUGGUACUGCAGACACGUUUAAGCAAGAUUCAUGAACAACACACAGACCAUGUGACGCUCGAGUUUGAUGAAGAAAAUGUGGCAGAAGAGGAAGCAGGCCUUCUGUCAGGUCGUUCUCAGAGUGUGUUACAGAGCACUGAUGUCAGUCACGAGAGCAAGCUGUCUUCUCUGCCAGCCAGUGAGAAGAGCAGAGAGUGUGAGAGGCAAAUCCAGGAGUUACAGAGCCUCGUGGCCGCCGGACAGCUGCAGCUGAAGGAAACUGAAGCAAACUACAGAGCAGAAAUUCAGUGUUUGCAGAAAAGGCUUCAGGCUGUCAGUGAGGCUAUGGUUCAGCCAAGCUUAUCCAUUGAUUCAGUGGAGUUUAAAGGAUCUGGUGCCCAGAAACCAGGCUACUGUGAAAGCUGUCUACGGGAGCGUGUGGACGGCACCGCAGAGUUUUCUGAUGGAUUUGAAGUGAAGCAAGAAACAAAUAUGGUUAAGCUGAUGGAAAAACAGUAUCAAGAACGAUUGGAAGAAGAAAUAGCUAAGGUCAUCGUAUCGAUGAGUAUAGCAUUUGCUCAACAGACUGAACUCUCUAGACUAUCUGAGGGGAAAGAAAACGCUAUACAGUCAGAACAAGCACACGCUCUGUAUUCUCAAAAUGACAUCACAGCACAAUGUCAAGUUGGUCUUCAGACUCUUGAGGCAACGGACAAGAAUUUUAAAGAAGAAUUUAAACCGCUUAGCAAAGAGUUAGGAGAAUACAGUAAAGCAGCUCCUCUGUCUAAUCAAGCUGAUCUUGAUGAUGUGCUGAAGUCAGAAGAGCAUGGACUGACUAUUUCAGAAGAAAUAUUUUCCAAAGACGAAACAUUUAUAGUGAGAAAAUCUAUCCAUGAUGAGGUGUUGGUGUCAAAUAUGGACACUUCUAGACAGCUCAUCUUAAAUGAGCAGUUGGAAGAUAUGCGUCAAGAACUUGUACGACAAUAUGAAGAACAUCAGCAGGCAACAGAAAUGUUGAGGCAGGCCCACAUGCAACAGAUGGAGAGGCAACGGGAAGACCAGGAGCAGCUGCAGGAGGAGAUCAGGAGGCUCAGUGAGCAGUUAACUCAGAAAUCCUCCAUAGAUACUGAGCACGUGGUUUCAGAGAGAGAAAGGGUUCUGUUAGAGGAGCUGGAAGCACUAAAGCAGCUGUCUCUAGCUGGAAGAAAGGAGCUGUGUUGUGAGCUGCGUGACAGCAGUGUGCAAACACAGGAUGGAAAUGACAACCAAGAAGUUGAGGAACAGACAUUAAAAGACAAGACAUUGGAGAGAAAACCUGAAGACGUAUCUCUUGAUAUAAACCUGUCCAAUGAAAGGUACGCUCUUAAAAAAGCCAAUAAUAGACUUCUGAAGAUCUUGUUAGACGUUGUGAAGACAACAUCAGCUGCUGAAGAAACAAUUGGGUGCCAUGUUCUUGGGAUUCUGGACCGAUCUAGUAAAGGUCAGCCAGCUACCAGCCUGCUUUGGAGAUCAGAAGCAGAGGCAUCCACCACAACUUGUGUACAAGAAGAGUGUGCAAGAGCUAUGGAUGAGUCCAUACCCUCCUAUCCUGGAACUGCCAUGGCAACCCACGACAGCAUUUGGUCAAAAGUCACCGAGGAAGGAGCAGAGCUGUCACAGCGGCUUGUGAGGAGUGGUUUUGCUGGGCCUGUAAUAGAUCCUGAAAAUGAAGAACUUAUGCUGAACAUCAGCUCUCGGCUACAAGCAGCUGUUGAAAAACUCCUAGAAGCCAUAAGUGAAACCAACAGUCAGCUUGAACAUGCGAAAGUUACACAGACAGAGUUGAUGCGUGAGUCAUUUAGACAAAAACAAGAGGCAACAGAGUCACUUCAUUGCCUGGAAGAACUGCGAGAGCGCCUUCAGGAGGAGUCCCGGGCCAGAGAGCAGCUGGCUGAGGAGCUCAAUAAAGCUGAGAGUGUCAUUGAUGGGUACUCGGAUGAAAAAACUCUCUUUGAAAGGCAAAUUCAAGAAAAAAACGAUAUAAUAGAGCAUCUUGAACAGGAGUUAUUAUGUAUGAACAACAGACUGCAAGAACUGGAGUCAGACCAGCACCGGAUGGAAGAGGAACGGGAGUUGCUGUCUAGGCAGAGGGAGGCAAUGAGAGCAGAGGCUGGCCCUGUGGAGCAGCAAUUUCUGCAGGAGACAGAAAAACUAAUGAAGGAAAAGCUGGAAGUACAGUGUCAAGCUGAAAAAGUCCGCGGCGACCUUCAGAAGCAAGUGAAAGCUCUGGAAAUUGAUGUUGAAGAGCAAGUCAGUAGGUUUAUAGAGCUGGAGCAGGAGAAGAACGCCGAGCUCAUCGAUCUCAGGCAGCAAAGCCAGGCACUGGAAAAGCAGCUCGAAAAAAUGAGGAAGUUUUUAGAUGAGCAGGCCAUCGAUCGAGAACAUGAGAGAGACGUUUUUCAGCAGGAGAUACAGAAGCUAGAGCAUCAGCUUAAGGCUGUACCUAGACUCCAGCCUGUGAGCGAGCACCAAACCAGAGAGGUUGAACAGUUAACUAACCACUUGAAAGAGAAAACAGACAAGUGCAGCGAGCUGCUGCUGUCGAAGGAGCAGCUGCAGCGAGAUGUGCAGGAAAGGAACGAAGAGAUUGAGAAGCUGGAAUGCCGGGUGCGAGAGCUGGAGCAAGCCCUGCUGGCUACUGCAGAGCCCUUCCCAAAGGCAGAGGACCAGAAAAGGUCUGGAGCUCUAGAAGUGGAACCAGAAUUAUCACUAGAAGUUCAAUUGCAGGCUGAGCGGGAUGCUACAGAUAGAAAACAGAAAGAGAUCACCAACCUAGAAGAACAAUUAGAGCAGUUUCGGGAAGAACUGGAAAAUAAGAAUGAAGAGGUUCAGGAACUUCUCAUGCAGCUAGAAAUUCAGAAAAAGGAGUCCACCACCCGCCUGCAAGAGCUCCAGCAAGAAAACAGAUUAUUUAAGGAUGAAAUAGAAAAACUUGGGUUUGCCAUGAAGGAAUCUGAUUCUGUGUCCUCUCGGGAUCAGCCCAUGCUGUUUGGCAAAUUUGCACAGCUAAUACAAGAAAAGGAGAUUGAGAUUGACCGGUUAAACGAACAGUUUAUAAAACUCCAGCAGCAACUUAACCUCACAGCGGACAACAAGGUCAUCGAAGAACAAAAGGAACAGAUACGAGCUCUAGAAGCAAAGAUAGAAUGUUUGAUGAGUGAUCACGAGCAUGUGAAGAAACAGAGCGAGGCAGAAAUAGAGCAGCUCGGUGGUGUGAUUGAGAAGUUGCAGCAGGAGUUGGUCACCAAUGAGCAGAAGAGAGAGGAUGCCGAGACGCUCCCAGAAGACGAGGAGAGCUUUAAACAUCAGCUGGACAAGGUGACUGUUGAAAAGCUAGUUUUAGAACAACAAAUAGAAACCACCAACCAGGAAAUGACGUACAUGAAAAAUGUACUUAAAGAUAUCAAUUUCAAAAUGGAUCAGAUAACACAAUCACUGUACAACUUGAAUAAAGAAUGUGCCAGCAAUAAAGAACUUCCAAGCGUACCAAAGGGACAUGCCCUCAUGACUCUGCAUGCGCUUGGCAGUGACAAACUGCAGCCCGAAGAUGCCCCUGCCCAGGAUGCUUCCAAGCCUCUAGAAAAUCACACCUCCCUUACAUGUCUUCAAGAAAGUACUAAAGCUUCUAGAAUACUAGACAUAAAGACACUGCCACUGGAGGGGUCUGUUAGUACCAAGGACUUUGAGCUAACCCAGUGUCAUAAACAAAUAGAAACCAUACAAGAGCAAGACCAGUCUGAAGUAGAAAUGCUUCAGAAGAAGAUCACAGACCUGCAGACGAUGCUUGAGAAGCUCGCUGCUGCAUUGGUCAGUCAGGUCCACACGGAAGCGGCUCAGGAGUAUGUGCAGUUCUGCCAAGAAAAGCAAACGGUUUCAUCAGCAUCUGACAGGACAGAUGCACAGAACAUAAAUUGUCUGACAGAAAACAAUGUGGAGACCGAUGUCCCCACAUUGGCCGUGAGGCUAGCAGAGUUGGAGAGCCAAGUAGCUGAAGGGCAUAGUGGUAUAGUGACAGAAAAACAUGUGGAAAUUGUGGAGAAAAGUGCCUCAGAGACAGAAGAGAAAGUUGUGGUGCUACAGAAGCUCUUAGAGGAAGCCAAGAAAAGGCUAGAAGAGGAAGGAGAAAGAAGCCCUAGGGAUGGCGAGACAACUGUUACGCUAACUCACGCCAGUGGAGACAAUGGAUUCUCAGGAGGACUUGAAGCUCUUGAAGCAGAGUCAGUAGCCACUUCAGAACUCACCAGUUAUAAAAAAAGGGCAGAAAAGCUUGAAGAAGAUCUUUUGGUAAAAGAAAGCUACAUAACAUCACUUCAGAGAGACUUAGGCCAAGUCAAAGAUCAACUUGCAGAAGCCAAGGAGAAAUUAUCCCACUUGGUAGAAAAAGAAAAUAGGACUGGAGAAGAGGAAAGCAGAAGGGUCCCCACACCAGAGCCUCCUUCUGUGGAUGUGGGUGGCUGCUCUGGGCCCACAGAGAGAACAGGCAAGGUCAGCAGCAGCAGCCAGACCCCACAGAUCCUUGUUAGAAAUGCAGGGAUUCAGAUGGACUUACAGAGCGAGUGCUCCCAAGAAGAAGUCAGAGAUACCAUCAGUCAAUUUACUAAAAAAAUGGAACACAUACAAGAGCUGCAUGCUGCUGAGAUUUUGGAUAUGGAGUCCAGACAUAUUUCCGAAACCGAGUCUUUGAAGAAAGAACAUUCUGUUGCGAUCCAGUUACUGACUAAGGAGUGCGAGACCCUGAAGGAGAUGACCCAGUGUCUAAGAUGCAAAGAGGGAUCCUCCAUUCCUGAAUUGGCAGAUUCUGUUGCUUAUCAAAGUAGAGAAGUAUAUUCCAGCGAUUCUGAAUCAGACUGGGGUCAGGGCCAGGGAUUUGAUACAUCAUUAGAAGACCGAGAAGGAGGGGAAACUUCAGCAGAUUUAUUUCCAAAGAAAAUAAAGGGAUUAAUGAAAGCUGUUCACAGUGAGGGCAUGCAGGUGCUUUCUCUCUCAAACCCCCUCUGUGAUGAUGGAGAAGACCAUUCCGUUCAGCAGCUUUCAGAAUCUUGGCUGAAAGAGAGACAAGCUUACCUGAAUACCAUCUCAUCUCUUAAAGAUUUAAUUUCUAAAAUGCAAGUGCAAAGAGAAACUGAGGUCUGUGACAGUUGUCAGUCUCAUGACAGCUUCUCAGACUGGCGAGGUGAACUCCUACGUGCCUGUCAGCGUGUUUUUGUAAAGGAACGUAGUGUUUUACUAGCUACGUUCCAAACUGAGUUGACGUCUCUCAGCACUAGAGAUGCGGAUGGAUUAUUAAACUCUUUGGAACAGAGAAUACAAGAUCAGGGUAUUGAAUAUCAAACAGCAAUGGACUGUCUGCAGAAAGCAGAUAGGAGGAGUUUACUGGCAGAAAUAGAAGAUCUUCGUGCUCAAAUUAAUGGCAGGAAAAUGAUUCUGGAAAGAGAAGAAGAAUCUGAGAAAGCCAGCCAAGAACUCCUGGACUGCAGCAUGCAGCAGAAGCAGCCCCACGUACUGGAGCUGCAGCUGGAACUCAGCAGCCUGAGAGACAGAGCAACCGAGCUGCAGGAGCAGCUGAGUUCAGAAAAGAUGGUGGUGGCAGAACUAAAAAGUGAACUUGCACAGGCAAAACUGGAAUUGGGAACAACACUCAAGGCCCAGCAUAAGCGCUUAAAGGAAUUAGAAGCUUUCAGGUCAGAAAUUAAAGAGAAGACCGAUGAAAUCCAUUUCCUUAGUGAUACUUUAGCAAGGGAGCAGAAGAAGUCACUGGAACUGCAGUGGGCUUUGGAAAAAGAAAAGGCCAAGUCAGGACACCAUGAGGAGUGGGAAAAAGAAGAACUCGAGGAUCUGAAAUUUUCCCUUGAGGAUCAGAAGCAGAGAAAUACACAGUUAAACCUCCUUUUGGAACAACAGAAGCAGCUACUAAAUGAAUCUCAACAGAAAAUAGAGUCACAGAAAAUGUUGCAUGAUGCCCAGUUAUCGGAAGAACAAGGCCGCAAUUUAGGGCUUCAAGCUCUACUGGAAUCAGAGCAAGUUAGGAUUCAGGAGAUGAAGAGCACCCUAGACAAGGAGCGGGAACUGUAUGCCCAGCUGCAGAACCGUGAUGAUGGCGGGCAGCCCCCGCCAGCCUUGCCCUCUGAGGACCUACUUAAAGAGCUACAGAAACAACUGGAGGAAAAGCACAGCCGCAUAGUAGAACUCUUAAGUGAAACUGAAAAAUAUAAACUAGAUUCCUUGCAAACAAGGCAACAAAUGGAAAAGGACAGGCAGGUCCAUCAGAAGACACUGCAGACAGAGCAGGAGGCAAACACCCAGGGCCAGAAGAAGAUGCAGGAGCUGCAAUGCAAAGUGGAAGAACUGCAGCGCCAGCUCCAGGAGAAAAGGCAGCAAGUGUACAGGCUGGACCUGGAGGGGAAGCGGCUGCAAGGGAUCAUGCAGGAAUUCCAAAAGCAGGAGCUGGAACCCGAGGAGAAACGAGGGAGUAGAGGACUUGUGCAUCAUAAUCUUAAUGAGCCAGCCACCUGGAACUUCACUGAUGAUCGGACUAGAAAUUGGGUUCUUCAACAGAAGAUGGGAGAGACCAAAGACACGAACUUCACAAAGCUGACUGAAAUAAACGGAGGAGAACUUGACCAGAAUCAUGACUUGGAAAUGGUCAGACAGACACUUCAGCAUGUGGCUUCAAAGCUUCAGCAUGUAGCACAGAAAGCCUGCAGCAGGCUACAGUUUGAAACAGCAAGUGAUGAUGCAUUUAUUUGGAUUCAGGAGACUAUUGAUGGAAUUAUUUUGCAAUUACAGAAACUAACUGGCCAGCCAAGUGAUGAGCACAGCUUAGGACCCCCCAGUUCUUCUUGUGGCUCCUUAACCGAAAGCCUAAUGAGACAAAAUACUGAGCUAACAAGACUUAUUAACCAACUGACAGAAGAAAAGAACACCUUACGGAGUAUAGUCCUAAAGCUGGAGGAACUGAACCGGUGUUACUGGCACACAGGGGCCAGCAGAGACUGUUGUUCUAGGUUUUCAUUUAUUGAUCCAGCUGACAUCGAAGCCAUAAUUGCUUCAGAAAAGGAAGUCUGGAACAGAGAAAAGUUAUCUCUUCAGAAAGCUUUGAAAAAGGCAGAAGCAAAAGUGUAUAAGCUAAAAGCUGAACUACGAAAUGAUGCUUUACUUCGGAAUCUGAGUCCUGACUCUGAGCAUGCUGCCUUGCAGAAAAUUUAUAAUAAAUACUUGAGAGCUUCAAGUUUCCGGAAAGCUCUCAUAUAUCAGAAAAAAUACCUGCUGCUGCUCCUGGGGGGAUUCCAGGAGUGUGAAGACGUCACCCUGGGGGUUCUUGCCCGGAUGGGGGGACACCUAGCCUUGAAAGAUCCCAAGACAAUCACCAGCCACCCAAAGGGAUUCACCAGGUUUCGUUCUGCCGUCAGAGUGUCUAUUGCAAUUUCAAGAAUGAAAUUUUUGGUGCGGCGGUGGCAGCAAGUGACAAGUACUAGUUCCAUCAAUAUUAACAGGGACGGCUUUGGACUGAGUCCAGGCAUUGAAAAGAUUGAUCCAUUCUCUCAUUCUCCUGGUGGGCUGGAGCUGUAUGGAGAACCAAGACACACAACAUACCGCUCAAGAUUCGAUUUGGACUAUCCUAGAUCUCCCUUACCAUUGCAGAAUAGGUACCCGGGUACUCCAGGAGACUUAAAUUCUAUUUCAAUGGCUUCUUCUCAACUUCACCAGUACAAUCCUGAUAAAUCUCUAACAGAUUACGUCUCUAGGCUAGAGGCACUGAAAAGGCGACUUGGAGCUAUACAGUCAGGGUCAACUACUCAAUUUCACUUUGGCAUGAAGAGAUAAUCCUUUGAAACAUUAACUGAUUAUUAAAUAGAUUCCCUUUUGUAAAUCAAUGGCUCUUUUGUGCUUUUGUAUUGUGAAUAUUCAAUGGGACCAAUACAUACACAGCUUAUGAUUGUAUACAAAUCCUCAGCAGCACAUGGAGACCAACUGGAGUUUGUGUAUAUAAGCAUUGUGUGUGUUCAUGCACAGUAAUCAUUCAAUUACAUGUAUAUUUGUGGAAUGCUAAUUUAAAUGAGUAAAUUAUAAACUUUGUGUAUUUAUGAGGUGGGUGAAAAGAUUAAACUUUUUCAAAUGGCCGUGCUGCUGGAUGAGUAGCUUGCCGUGUCCUGCGCUUUCCUUACAAAGCUACUGAAGUUACAUGUUUCUGCUUAAUAUAUUUGCUACUGGUGAUGAAGACAACAUAUCACUUGUAGAGACCUAUUUUUGUAUAAUGGUCGGAGUUUUGAACUUUAUGGGUAUUUUGUCAAGUACUGAAAUAAAAGAGCUCACCAUUUUCACCGUA
This is a messenger RNA of Grammomys surdaster, 12061 nucleotides long. It is a transcript of the gene Akap9, whose product is annotated as A-kinase anchoring protein 9. The transcript has 50 exons. Gene Ontology annotation, biological process: signal transduction; regulation of ventricular cardiac muscle cell membrane repolarization; maintenance of centrosome location. NCBI's taxonomy places the organism in Eukaryota, Metazoa, Chordata, Mammalia, Rodentia, Muridae. Gene Ontology annotation, cellular component: synaptic membrane; Golgi stack; cis-Golgi network. The record is from RefSeq and is a predicted model, not a curated record. Gene Ontology annotation, molecular function: molecular adaptor activity; potassium channel regulator activity; protein kinase A regulatory subunit binding. Bases 1 to 11559 code for a protein of 3852 amino acids.